This is a messenger RNA of Pelobates cultripes (western spadefoot toad), 24878 nucleotides long. Lineage: Eukaryota; Metazoa; Chordata; Amphibia; Anura; Pelobatidae. The record is from the annotation of a GenBank genome assembly.
CAAUGGGUAGCUAAUAUUUAGUGUAAAUUCCAUCACUUUUCCAUACUGUGUAGUAUAAUUUAUAAUAUUAAAUCAUCCAUAUUUAGGGAUUGUUGAUACUUUGCUCCGUUUCACACUAAUCAACGUACACAAUCAAGUGAACUGAGAAAAACUAAUUAUUUACUUUUGAAUUGAUUUAACUGUUACUGAAUUGCACUGCUUGGUUUAAUCUGAUAUAAUUUCUAUUUCCCUGAAGUUGCAACUGUAUUCCGAAGCAAGCGUUGCACUCCUGCAGUUGAAUAAUCCCAAAGAUUUUCAAGAGCUCAACAUACAGUCGAAGAAAAAUAUGACUAUAGAAGGGAAGGAGCUAACUUUAAAUCCAGCUUACUUGCUGUGGGAUCUCAGUGCCGUCAGCCAGGUUUGUAUGAAAGAUAACCUACUACCUUCCAUCUCUGGUUACCGAGAGGGAUAUGGAAUAGCUUGAGAAACUGCCUUCUAAGAAAAAUUAUCUUCUAAUUGACAGCUCUCUUAAUUAUAAUUGGGGUCUCAAAGGUCAAAUAUCUUCUAUUUUUAUUUCUCUUUCAUGGAGAUCUAAACUGCUAAACAGAAAAUUCAUCCAGCCUGUGUUGUACGUGGCAAAAUAGGUUAGUCAAGCCAAGAUGAAAUCAGGUACAAGAGCUCUCAACAAGUGGUUUAGGAAAUGACAGCCGUGAACCGCAGUCUACGAUGUAUAGUCAGAUAGUGCCCUACCAAACUGAAUACAAUCCUAAUCUGUCCCUCGCUUCAUCAUGUAGUGACCGCAUAUGUGCUUUAGGUGGGGGUGUAACAAGAUUGAUUUAUAAAAGUGACAAUUUCUAUUGAAAGCUAUACUUUUAGCAACAUUUUAGCACACACUAGAAUGCUUUAGAGGUCUGAAGUGUCCCUUUAAAGUGCUGGAUGUAAUUUUGAUUUAGGGGUGCCAUUGAGGUAAACAAAAUGAUAUUCUAUAAUCUCAAAUGGGGACAAAAAAAUGACUACACUAAAAAAUUAACAGACCCUGAAAUUGUGCCCUCUUUUCUUGUCACUUUGUAAAGUAGUUAUGGUGGAAACUAGUAUGUCACCACUAUUUUUGCAUUAUCUCCAUGAUAGGUGAUGUUAAAGGGACACUAUAGGCACCCAGACAACUUCAGCUCAUUUAAGUAAUCUGGGUGCCUUGCCCCUCUCCCCUUAGCCCUGUUUGUCAAAACACAGGGCUAAUCCCACCUCUAGUUGCUGUGUUUCAGAAAGCCACUAGAUGGUGUUUCUGGAGUCUUACCGGACUAGAAGUGGCCUACCUAGAAUAUCACUUUAAGAUAGCUGUAAGUGUGCAGAACAAGCAGUACACUGCAAAGUACACAAAGCUGGAAACAUUUUGUGGCCUUUGUUUUGCAAGUUAGUUGUCAGUUCAGCAGAAUUCUGUUUAGUGAAUAAACCCUAAAAUCCAGCAAUAGGGCUCUGUAAAUGAGCUUUUCUGAUCCAGCUGCUAUAAAUGUCAGCCAGCCUCCAGCUGAGAGCAUUUUGGCAUUCUUACUCUGAAGUUUGAAUUCUUCCCUAUUAUAAUUUGUACAUUCUAAGUUGAGAGGUGUAAUAAUAAUAGCUGGGUUAUGUAAAAACACAACAAAAAACUCCAUUAAUCUUAUCAGUGGAUUAAGGCAGCAUUAAAAUACACUAUAAUUGGCCCUGGACAGCUUUACAUCUUAUCAUUAGAGACUACAGAAUUUCACCUCUGUAAGAGAAAAUGCUUUAGAGCUCUAUAAGCUAGCCUUGUUCUAUGAUUGUCAAGGCAGAUAUAUAGUGAUAUGAAUACAAACAUUAAUUCCUAUUGCUAUAGUUUUACUCUAUCCAUGUUGGCGUCCAGCCCCCCUCCACAUAAGGCGUUAAAAGAGAAGUAUUACUUAAAAAAAAAAAAAAUUAAAAAUAUUUUUUUUAACUGAAUCUUGUUCAUUGAAGGUUUUCACGUUGCAUAAAGUAAAAUAUAGAUGUGUAUAAAAUACAGAGCACCUCAAACAAGGUAUAGCCCAUCUCACAAUAGUGCUGAACAAAGAGUACCACUUAGAAUAGAAAAGUAUCAAGUAUUGUACUUCAAGAUGAAAUAGAACAUGGUCUAACAGUACAUUGACUUCACUAGAACAAGGCAGUGAUUUGCACGGUGCAUCUAGUGACACUCAGCAGAAGAGGGAGGUCAAGAAUCCGAAGACUGUAUAUUACUUUUACUUCCUUGCUGGACUGGAAAUAGUGUAGCUUUUAUGAAAGGGCAAUGUUUUACAUUACAGGGUUAAAAUUACAGGGCAACUGAGAUGAAGUGUUCCGAAUACAUUUUAUGGUGCUUUUAAUAUACGUAAUAGGCCUAUGCUUAUAUACUUGCAUCAUAUAUUUUUGAAACUUCCCUAUUUCAUUCUUAAAUUUUGAAUACCCUUUUCAAUUUGCCGCAAUCAUUUAUUCAGUGAAUAAACCCUCAUGACUUUGUCUUGGGUGAAUUUAAUUAUGUUAUGUGGGUAGGUCAAAAAGGACACAUUGAGUGUCACCUGGGUUCCACGUAUUCUCGCCAUAAUUUCAAGGGAACAUGUUUGCUGCUCCGUUUACAAGAAUAGAUUCAUACCCCCCUUUGUUCCUUCUUGCAUAAUUGGAAAGUCAGGCAGUAUUGCCAUGAGACAAAUGUUUAGGUCUUGUUUAUAUUUACUGAACAUAUCACUCUCCUGACCUAACACAUAAUCUAGAUAUAUUUAUCUCGUGAAGAUUGUCUACCUCCAUAUUAGGUAUAGUUAGUUGGUGUACUCUUUUUAAACUUAAUGCCUUGGUAACCGGCCCACUUCCCAUCAUUCCAAAGUGGUAUGCUGCCUUCUAUUACCGUGGCAUACAUCCACAUUACACUUCCAUCAGUAACACUUUUUUUAUCUUUGGCAAUAGUACAUAAGGAAAUAAAAUAAGAUUGGCACAGAGUAUAUUACAUGACUCUACAGACACAUUCAAGUGAACACACUGCAACGUAGUAAAGUUGUUAGAUUCUAAAGAAUUCUAUUAGCUUUUUUACCCCAGCCUAUUUUUUUUUUUUCUUCAAAUUUCUCUAUGUUAGUUAUUUUUAAUAAACACUUUAUGUGCCAAAGAAGUGGCAGAUGCACUGCCCUUUGGAGUGUGCAGCCCACAAGAUCUACUCUACUCUUUCUUCUGCCCAGUGUUUCUUCCUUCCUACAAUCACCAUGCAUGUGUAGCAGAAGGUUCUUGAAAUGGACUUCAUUAUGUUGGACCAACUGCAUAAUGAAUUUUGGGGGGGAAAUUUUGUUUUAAAAUGACCAGCCUCAUGUUAGUUUGUGAUUGGGCAUUAGCCACACAUCCCGUUUAUUAGUCAAUGCAUUUGAUAUUUUUCUUAUUAAAGUCUUUUGAAAAAUUGUGCAAAUUACAAUGAAAACAAGGUAUUCUGUAGAAAAUGGAUAGCUAGAUCUAGAACAGAAGAAAAUAACAUGAAGAAAAAUGAAAAGUGACCUCAAAAAUAGUUAUUUAAAGAAAAUAGUUUUAGAUGCCUGGUAUGGCCUUACAGCAGAUGUAAAAAUGAAUUUAACUUAGUAUAGACACACUCCUGCCUUUAAGAAAACACAAAAUGACGAGUAAAGCGUUUUAGAAUAUAAAAUGGGCAGACUAGAUGGUCCAAGUGGCUUCGAUCUGUCUACAAUAUCUGUGUUUCUCUGUUGACAUAAAGCAAAUAGUCUGCACCAGGGGUAGCUCUUCAGCUGUUCUAGAAAUAAAAUUUCCACAAUUCAGAGCCAGCUGGUUCUUAGCCAGUCUGAAUAACAAACAAGAGAUAUGCAGUGCAACAACUGCAAGAGUGAUACCUCAAAGUUUAGAUCUGAUUCACCAUUUAAAAACUGCUCUAAAAGCAUAAUUUAGCCAACAUCAAAUUUGUGUGUCAUGUCAAUGUGAAAUAUUUUCGUUUAAGCUUAAACAGGAUGAAGACAUUUCAGCUAGUCGAUUUGAAGAUAAUGAGGAGCUGCGGUAUUCUCUGAGAUCUAUAGAGAAAUUUGCACCAUGGGUGCGUCAUAUUUUUAUUGUAACGAAUGGACAGAUCCCCUCCUGGCUGAACCUUGACAAUCCACGGGUCACUAUUGUAACCCACCAUGUAAGCAAUUUUUCCUUUUCUUAUCUUUAUUUAUUAAUGCAGUAAACCAUAUUAUUUAAUGACACUCCUAGAAGUAUUUACCCACCAGUUUUUAAUUCAGUCAAUAGAUCAUUUAUAAAAAACAAACAAAAAAAAACUAUCACUCUGGAAUCCACCCCCACCCCCCAAAAAAAGUGUGUAUGCGUUCUUGAUCCUACAUUAGCGACAUCUACUCCCAAAAAAUAAAAAAAUGGCGUAGCUCGGUCUACCAAUUGAUAUCACUGCAAGAAUUAGUAAGUGUGUAUGGUAUGUGUGUGAUUGCACGCAUAUAAAUUCACUAUUUUCUUCCAGUGAAAGAACACUCAAAGCACUACCAUGAACCACUACAGCUCGAAAGCAAUUUGACAACUCACCUGGGGUCUGCUGGGUGUCAAUUGCCUCCCUCUCUGCCCCCUGCGUAGCACUGCACAAGUCCAGCUGUGCAGGUAGGCACUGACAUUCUUAUCCAGUGAGCUGGCGUUACAGGAGAUUCCAACUCUGAGAUGUGGCAACCAAUGCCCAAAGGAUUCCAGGCAAGUUGUCAAAUCAUUCGAAACAGGUUUACCCCAGUGCUCUCCUGGAACCAUAACCACUAUGGUGGGCUGUAGUGGUUACGGUGUUCGGAGGUUUCCUACAAGGAAGUUGUGCUUGCACAUGCACAACUCAACCACAAGUGUCACCUCAAGUGUAAGUCACCAUCUUUGUUUCAUUAAAUUGAACUCCUGUCACUCAUUAAUUUAUUUCAAGCCAAUGAGAUGUCACGAAUACCUGUCUUGUACAUGAACGAACAACAUUCUAUUUAUUUCUAGAAAUUAAAUGACACUUGUGCAAGGGAUAUAACUUCCUGCUGUGAUCUCAACACUUACCACAGUGACGCUUUAGUACAUGACUUUUAUUUUCUUUGGCAAACAUGCUUCUGGCAUAAUAAAAACAUGGAGGUUUUUUUUGUUUGUUUUUUAGGAUAUUUCAUCAGAAGCAUGGUGGUAGUUGAAAUGCCAGAAGUGGCUCUUGUAAUAAGAUUGUACCAAUAGCCAAGGAUUCAGACCUUUUUAUUUUGGACAUGUGUGUUGUAGCCUAAAUAAGCAAAAUAUAAGGUUGCCCAAUGCAAUACUGUGAUUUUAAUUGAUGUGCAAGACAUUUUGAUGGAGUUAAAUAGGAGGUGGUUAUUGUAGAUAUUUGGUUUGGAGCUGUUUACACUUAUCUGGGACCUUUCCAACGUAAUGGCAUCUUGUUUAUUAUUUUUAUCUGUCAACAUGAUAAAUGUGACAUCUGACAUGUGUAUCAACUGGAUAUGCUAAGGUAGUUUAUCACUGAGAGCUAGAGUUGUAAUUUAGGGGUUUAUUUACUUAACAGAGAACUUGUGUGAAUUGCAAACAAUAUUAGUCUUCUCUCUUUCAACUUAACAAAUUUAACCUAGUGUUUCUAAUUUAGUCAUUUUCCCAAAUUUGAUAUCCACAACUCCUCUCCUGUUGUAUCGGUAAAAGGGAGAGGUGUUUAUUUAAGGAGAACUGCAUCUUGGGAUUGUAACAUCUCUGAAAUGCACCAACUAGCCUUCAAGCAUUGAUGAGUUAUUACAUGUUACAUAUGUGUACUCUUUUGUCUUUCCUGCAGGAUAUUUUCUUGAACACAAGUCAUUUGCCUACCUUCAGUUCUCCUGCUAUUGAAAGCCAUAUCCACCGAAUACCAGGGCUUUCUCAGAAAUUCAUAUAUAUGAAUGAUGAUGUCAUGUUUGGGACAAAUGUUUGGCCAGAUGAUUUUUAUAGUCAUUCAAAGGGACAAAAAGUAAGUAAAAGUAAAUUCUAUUUAUCGACUUUACUCUGAAAAACAUUUAUCUGCCUUCCAGGUGUACAUACAUGUUUUUUGUGUUUAAUACAGAAAUACAGUUUAGUAGAAGUAUCUUGUGGUGUUCUCUACCACAAUAAACUCCAUUAAUUACAGAAAUCUCAGAGUUGAUGUGAUUGAGUUGACUCCCUGAAAUUUUGGUAAAAAACACAAUGUAUGCUCUCGUGAGCAGGGCUGACAAGCUGCCUUUGGUGCAGUAUGGCACAGCAGGAUUUAUCCUAAGACAACCUUAGGCUGCUGCCUAGGACACAUGGGCUAGACCUGUGUCCUAUAGACCAUGAAUUUGCUUGGCUUCAUUAACCAUCCCUAUGUGGGGGUCAAACUGGUAACCCACCUAGGGUCUCACGGGAUCAUAAUCCUUUGAUUUAAAGAGAAGCCAUCAGUUCUCUAGUAGUUAGAGUAUUGAAUAAAACCCUGAAAAUCAUUUAUAACUUAAAGUGCUAACUUUUUAAGAGAUUCUCGUUUUUCUUUGUCUUAUCUGGAUAGUAAAGAUUUAGCAAUUGGCAUCACGAUACAGUUAAUUUUUGGCAUAUCCAGGGCACGUACUGGAGGAGGUGAUAAUCAACACUCUUCCUGUCUCUCCUCCUCUUUAUCCUCUCUGGAUUAAGUGACCUGUGCAAAGGGCUGAGCUUACAACAAUAACUGACUGGGAGUUACUUUUAAUUUUCAGACCUCACAAAUACAUAUUUGUUAAAUAUAGGGAAUAAUUCAAAAUAAUAUACAUUUUCUGGAAAGUGGCAGUUCCUCUAGUACCUAGGUUUGGCAUCAUUAUGACUCACCAAUGUUAGUAAAGCCAUGUAGAUCAGGAGCAAUGUAAACGUACUUAAUCAUUUUAAUUGAUUUUGUAAAAAUGGUUCUUGAAUAUUUACAGUGAAAUGUCAGAUGCUUUAGGGGUCAUGUGGUUUAGUUUUGUUUAAAUAUGUGCGUAUGACAUUUGUUUCUCAGUUACUCCAAACCCAAUUAAAUGACUAUUCAUGUGAUCACUUAUUGUCUUUGCACUAAGGUAUACUUGACGUGGCCUGUUCCCAACUGCGCUGAGGGAUGCCCAGGAUCUUGGAUUAAGGAUGGCUACUGUGACAAAGCCUGCAAUAAUUCAGCAUGUGAUUGGGAUGGUGGUGAUUGCCUCGGUGAGAAUAUUUUAAACCUCUUUCAAGCGUCUUGGGUUUCAGUCUAAAUAGCAGAUCAUUUACAAGAAUAAUUACUGUAACCAUUGGCAGUGCCUUUCGUUCCCCUAUUAGAUAAACAUAAUUAUGUUGUUGAGAUAUAUGCAUCUGUUCACCUCAUUUCCACUUUGCUGAGUUUCUUGUACACGCCUUAUGCUUUGAUUAAGGGUUUGAUUUAAGGUGAUGGGAUUUCAUCACGGCUUCUGGGUCUCUCGUGGUCAUCCAGUCUGAAUAGCCUACUCUAUGGUGUGAAUUAAUUUUCAGAUCUGAGUUUCUUGUGUUUCUAAAACUAAGGCCAAGGAGGAUGUGGAUGUUUUUGAAUAUAAGCUAGUCAGUCAUAUACUGUGCAAGAUUAUAUAAAUGAUAUAUCUAUGAGUGUUAGGGAUUCCCUUGUUUUUAUUUGGGAAACAUAAUUUCGAAGUAUUAUAAUGAAAGUAGGCUAAGCCUCUUCUGUUGUCUCAAACUGUAGCGCCAGAAUACAAAAAAUAAACGAAACCUAAUCAAAACUGCAUUCAUGGUGGUUGUUAAAAACAUUCAAAAUAGAUGGAGCCUCAAUUACUGAAUGGCCACUGAGGGAGCCCUGUGGACAGUGGACUGUGCGGCCCAUUACUGGCUUCCAUUCAACAUUUGACCUGUGUUUCCUCUUCAUUAGUCUCUCCCCUUGUGUGGCCCUCUCUCCCCCUCAGUGUGUGUGUGGUCCCCAAGAGCCCUUAACAUGGAGAUGAAAAAGCAGCUAACCCAGGAGCUGAGAAACCGCUCCUCGACUCAUGUGACAGAGUUGGUAUUAGACAAUUGUCUGUCCAGCAAGAUUGAAAGGUUUAGUGAUGUCUAUAUAGAGAGCUUCAGUUUCUUAGCCUGGCCAACAUAGAGCUGACCUCUCUUGCAAAACUCUGCAAACUGCCCAAAUUACAAAAAUUAAAGCUCAAUGAUAACAGCAUUUCUGGCUGCUUGGAUGUAUUGGUAGGAAGGUGUCCUAACCUCAAUUACCUCAACUUGAGGGGAAACAAGAUUAAGAUUUAUGCACAGUGAAAGCCAUUAAAAAUUUAAAAAAAAAUCAGGAGCUUGGACCUUUUCAGUAGUGUGAUCACCAACCAAGAAGAUUAUAGAGAGAAUAUUUUCCAGAUCACGUACCUGGAUGGCUUUGAUCAGAACGAUAACGACGCUCCCUACGGAUAAGGAUGAUUAACAAGUGGAUGGUUAUGAGUAUGCAGAGGAUGAAGAAAAAUAAGCAGGGCCUCCUGGUGAAUAUGAGGCUGAAUCAGAUUUAGGAGGAAAAGUGGGAGAAGAAGUUGGGUAUCUUAUUGAAAGAUGAAAUUCAUGACGAGGAAGAUGAUGAAUAUAUAGAAGUUGGGUGAAGGAGGAAGACCUUGUCCUGCAACAUCAUCCUGAAAGCAUCACUUCCUCAAUGACUGCCCAAUACAAUGCUCCUCAUAAAGGAAUAUUGGGGACGAGAAGCGAGUACGCUUGAAUGCCUUCCUAAAAGCUGCAUUUUAUUAUGUUCAAUGUCCUCAUGGACGUUGAAUGUCACAAGACUGGUGAAACUCUGUCAUUGCAGAGAAAGUGUCUCAGCCACAAGAUUUGUGUUUAACCCUGCGAUGUAAAAAUUGCAGUUUCUGCAAAACUGCAAUUUUUCAUUGCAGGUUUAAAAGACCACUAAAGUCUCCCAGACCACUUUAUCUCAAUGAAGUGGUCUGGGUGUAGUUGUCCUGUAGUUUUAACCUAUACAGGUAAAACAUUGCCAUUUUGCAAAAAACUGUACGAACAGCCACUAGAAGCUCUUCAGCCACUAGAAGCUCUUCCGCCACAACAACCAAGUAAAUCUUGGCCAUGUGGUAUUUCAGCUCACCGGAAAGCACUGAAUUAAAUGCUUUCCUGUGAGAAGCAUUGGAUGUGUGCAGCACUCACGGCGCAUGCUCAUCAAGUCCUCUGAGAGAAGCAUUGGAUUGGACCAGUGGAGCUUUCAUGAUGACUUUGUGGAAAGAGGUCACUGCACACAGGGCCACUGCAUCCAGAUCACUUGAUUGAGAUGAAGUGGUCUGGACGACUUUAGUGAUCCUUUAAUGCAAGUCAAAAUAGACUCUUCUCAGUAAACUGGUCUUUCUCUAAUUUCCCAUUACAUUUUGGAGACUAUUAAUAAUCAAAGGCAAUCUAUUUAUUUUACAAGAAGUCAUAAAAAUGACUUGCAAAGUUUAAUCCUUUUACUAUUAAUGCUACAUAUUCUAAAUGUUACAUCUUGAUCUAGUUAUGAUCGGUUGUCCCUAAGAUAUAUUUGACUAAAUCAAAAGAACAAACUUAAAAUACCUAACAGAAUACUUCCCAUUGUUGUCUUCUGUAUAAAAUUGCAUUAGAUUGUAUUGUGUUGUGCGUUUAAUCCCUGUCUGAGAAGCCACGCGUUUUUAAGUAUUAGCUUUGUGAGGCUGGUCAUAUUUCAGUACACAACAAAAUAAUAUUCCAGAGGGUGGCUUGAAGGGGAAAUGUCGUGUUAAAGAUUUUUAAUAGUUUACUCCUCUUUAUCCUGCAACAGGGCACCUACAUGUUACGUGGUUGGAUUGUUAUGUCAUUUGCUCAAUAUUUAAUAUAAAUUUUCAAACAAAAAUGGAGCAUCACAUCAAACAAGUGAUAGGUGAUUUUCAAUUCCGUAAUUCCCAAAGGAGGAAACACCCAUUCCUUUUCUCUACCCUCAAUUUACUCCAUCCCAUAAUUUCAGUGCCAUUUAUCUCAUGUAGACUGCAGUAUACAUAUAAGGGUUUUCUAAAUGAUAAUAUACUUUCUACAGUUUUUUUCCCCACUGUUUCCUAAUCGUCUGCAUAUUUAAUAUAUAUAUAUAUAUAUAUUUUUUUUUUUCGUUUCCCUGUAGGAAACUCUGCGGCUGGACGAUUCUCCCCAGUUCUAGGUGGAGGUGGUGCUCUAAAUGUGCAUCCGUGGCAACCCGGAGUUGGAAUAACCGGUGUCUCCUACUGUAACCAAGGCUGUGCAAAUUCAUGGCUUGCAGAUAAAUUCUGUGACCAGGCUUGCAAUGUUCUGAGCUGUGGUUUUGAUGCUGGCGAUUGUGGGCAAGGUAUGGUACUCCCAUUGUUUUUCAUAGUGUCUGAUAACAUAGAUGAAGGCCUUGCAAUGUUAAAAGCACACAAUUCAAAGACAUUGUUUAGUUGCAACAUGAUAUUGAUGUGUAACCCUGUACAAUGGAAUGGACUUUUACCAACUCUUUAAUCAGAGAAGUAGCAGUCCUUUAGUAAUCAGUGCUAAAUAUAGAAGGACAAUUUACAUAUUUAUGAAACUAUGUGUCUUAUGUAGAGUGUUGUGUUGACAGGAGUAUUAACAAAGUAUAUGAUCUUCAAUUGACAGUAUGCAUAUCGUCCAUAUUUACAUAUCUAGUACACUACACGAUAUGCAUUAGGCAUCUCGUCCAAAUUUAAAAAGCUAUGUAUACUUCCAUACAAAGAGAUAGGACAGAGGGUAAAAGGAAUUCUUUAUAUUACAAUAGACUCCGUAAAAUAUAUCUUUAAAGUGGACUCUCACCAUUCAGUAUAAUUAUUUACAUAGUGUUUUCUUCCAAAUUGAAGAAUCAAACCAGGUACACAUGAAAUAAGCCAAGAAGAAUGGUAAAACAUGUAAAGAUUUGUUUGUGAAAAUUGUGUUUUAAAAUUGGAGCAGUUGUUGUGGAAACCAAUGGAAUGUUCCUUCUGAUUGCUCCACUUUUAGACCUUUAUCACCACUAGUGUGUUGGCUGUGUGCAUUUUCCAUUUCCUGGUGAUGUAAGGUUGUUUGAAAGUAGUUUUUGGAAUUGAAAAAUCUGAAUUAAUUUGCCAUGCUGAUGUAGACUGCCAGAUAUUUGAGUUGUAAAGGUAAAUGGAUACGUUAUUUUACUGCCAAAUUCUUCUUUCUUCCUGCUUUGAAUCAGUUACCAAAAUAUAUGCAUGUGUAAGAGGCUUUCUAUGAUGGUUUUAACAUCUUAAACCUACUGUUACACUUUUGUGUUGUGGCAAACAUUUGAUUUUUGUUUCAUACUCUAUUUUGAGAUUCUCUGGUUUCUCAGUUUGCAUAAUGUGACAUUUAUCAUGGUUUUCCUUUCUGUGCAUUGCAUCAAAUCACUGUUAGUAAGCGAAUCAGAAAAAUCUAAUAAACCAGAAUAAAUCUAUCCCCUAAAGAUGAUUUAACUUAUCGGUUUCCAUACCAGCUAUUAUUUAGAGAAGAAAGAAAAAUUAAUUUAAAAAAAUGCUAUUUUAAAGAUAAAGUGGCAGGUCCUCUGUACACACUCUAUUUCCUUGUGUAUCUUGUGUGAACAAAAUAGAUAUUAUCCCUAUUGCUUUAGAACACAAAUAUAAUGCAAUUUGCAGCCGUGUAACACUCAGUAUUUUAUGGUGGAGCCUUAGUAUCUUAACCUUCCAACUUGAGUUGUACAAAGGUUCCACCAACAACUCAAGUUGGAAGGUUAAGAUACUAUUUUAACUUUUAAUAGAAACAUGUGGAAAUUAAUUAAAAUGUAUACAAUGCUUGAAUAAAUUGAAGGUGUGUCAUUGAAUUUUCUACUUUUAUUUCUUUCCAGACCAUUUUGGAGAAAUGUACAAGUUAGACCUAUAUCUCAAUCAAACACACUAUGUAAUUCCAAAAGGAGAGUCCUUCCCCUACUUUAACUUUGCUGGUAUCGCCAAGAAGGUAGUUGAUGGUGUUUACAAAGAUAAUCCAAUUGUUCGCCAUGCUUCAAUAGCCAACAAAUGGAAAACAAUUCACUUGAUUAUGUACCCAGGGAUGAAUGCUACUGUGGUCCAUUUCAAUUUCACUUUCCAGGAUCAAAAUGAUAAAGAAUUUAAAAUGCAGAUUUAUAUGAAUGUGGACACUACAGAGGAUCAAAAAAGGAAUGGUACUACAUCAGUGGUUGAGAAAAAGGAUGUGAUCGUCUCAACACCAACUCCAGAGGCAGAAGUCUUGUUUGAGGAUAUCCCCGAAGAAAAACGUUUUCCAAAAUUGAAGAAACAUUCAUCUGUUAAUAGCACCAAACUAGAUAUUAAUGUUCUUCAUGUGAAUGUCUCUCUUCUUCCCAAUAAGGUCCAACUUGCUCUUCAGGAACUUGAUAUGAAGCUAAGUAAUGGGGACGUAACUUUAAAAGGAUACAAUUUAUUAAAGAUGGUUCUCCUUGAACCGUUUGUUCAUUUAGCUUUCUAUAGUGAUCAUGGUUUAAAUGGAAAUAAGCAGCCACUUAAAGAUUUAACAGGUUUUCUGGCAAAGGCCGAAGAAGAGACUGAGCAGUUAGUUGGCAUGCAUACAAAUCAAACCGGGAUUAAAAACGAAAAAGCCUUUCAGAUUUCUGAAAUUAAACCAAAAACAGAUGAUUUUGACCGUAAAAAUAUUAAGUCUUUAAGCAAAAACACGUCUCCAAAAAAUAAGUUAAGUAACUUAGAUAUAAAACCACCUCAAGACAGCAAUAGUAAAGAUACCUUGAAAAAUGGAGAUGAUGGUGGUCUACCGAGGAGAAAAUUGCAGCAAUACCAACCAAGAAGGGAGGGAUUUUUACCUUGGGAAAAGAAGAAGUAUUUUAAAGACAUCCUCGAUGUAAGUAUGACCUGCACACGUUCUCAGUUAUAAGAGAAUUUUACAUAGAAAUCUGCAACUUAGAAUGUUGAAUCUGGCAUUUCUAAAUUAAAAUGGCUUGCAUUUAUGAGACAUUUAUGGUAGUAAAAAAAUAAAAUAAUUUUUUUAAAAAAAGUAUAUGCAUGCACUGAUCAAUUCUACUCAAAAGAAGUAGAAACCUCUUUUACAUAAAUAAUCUUUAGUGUUCUUCUAACACUAAUGAACCCUUUACCAUAGGGUAUUUUUCUUUAAUAAAUCUGAUAAUAAAUAAGAGAAGAGCAUUUAUUUGCAAGCAUUUAAACUUAAGACAAACGAGCAAUCUCAUGUAUAUAUUGCUGUUAAGGGAAACCAAAAAUAAAAUUAUGUAAAAUAUGUGCACUAUAAAGUAGAUUGGCGUAAUUCCAAUUAUUUAUAUAGCGUCCACAUAUUCAGCAGCACUGUACAAUAGGUAAACAGGACAAACAUUUAAUUUUAAAACAUUUAUGGCAUACAGGAGUAGUAAGUGAAGAGGCGUACUUUAACUCACUAUAAUUACAUUUGUUCAAAUGAUUGAUAAAUGUCAUGAGAAUAAACCUAUUUUGCAGGAACAAGCUGCAUUGCUGAGUGACCUUUCAUAUAUCACCAAUGGCAAACACGUUGGCAGGAAGCUACAAGAUACAUUUGCUGACUCCCUUCGAUAUGUGAAUAAGCUUCUCAACAGUAAAUUUGGCUUUACCUCUCGGAAAGUCCCUGCUCACAUGCCACAUAUGAUUGACCGUAUUGUCAUGCAGGAUCUGCAGGAUUUGUAAGUAUAUCUCAGACUCCAGGAGGCGAAGGAGUGAUUGCUUCUAUGUGCUAAUCCUUGAGAUGUUCAUGUUGCACAUCAAAGUGUGAUGAAUCAAAAGUACACUAUGCAACAGCACAUGUUGUACACCUUAUAAGCCUGGUCAUUUUGACUAGGUGAUCUUUCCUAUGGACGGUGAUUUGUAUCCUGACGUCCUGAAGGUUUUAAGCAAAGUUAAAUAUUAAGGAGAUAGGCAAAGGGCUGCUAGCUGCUGGUGCUUAAAAAGAAAAAGAUUUUUGUUUUAUCAGUUUGGCCAUGGUCCUUGGACACAUGGCCUGCUGUGUAGAGUAGACCGUAUGUGGCAUGAUAAUGACAAAAUAAUUACACAUGCUCUUCUUUAUUGUAUUUGAUUUCUUUCAUUGUGCAGGUAUCCAGCUGAGUUUGACAUGACAUCCGCUCACAAAGUCCGUCAUUCGCAAGACAUGCAGUUUGCCUUUUCCUUCUUUUAUUACCUCAUGAGUGCUAUACAGCCGCUAAACAUCUCCCAAGUCUUCGAUGAUAUAGACACUGACGGAUCAGGCAUAUUGUCUGACCGGGAGAUCCGUACUUUGGCUACAAGGAUUCACCAGUUACCUUUAAGUCUGCAAGUGAGUUUAUAUAUAACUAUUUUGAAGUAUUUUUAAAUGUAAGUCAUUCACACACAAUUCAUAAAGGGAAGGGGAUGUCCAACACAUUUUGUUCCUAAAAUAUAUUUUUCUAUAUCAGCCACAGAGGUGGGAACUCUCAUUUAGGAUUAAAAAUGAUUUAAUGCUGAAUGGAAGGAUGACACCAGGGGACUCCAGACAGUAUAACCAAUUCAAUGAGAUGAAGCAAUUACAAUGCCUACAGUGUUUCUUUAAUUAUUAAUGAAAUCAGGCUGUUCCUUGCUGCAGAGAUGGCAGUACUAUAUUCUAACAGAAACAGUUUUUUUCAGUGUUAAUAUUCACAUCUUCAAAUGCUUUGAGCAUUAGUUAUCUUUACACUUUUUGCAAACAUAUUUAUAAACUAUAUAAAUGUGCCUGAAAAAGGUUACUUCCCAGGAAUUUUUAUAACAAAUAUGUACUGUCUUUUCCUGAAAAUAAGACCAGGUGUUAUAUUAAUUUCCCCCCGAAAACUAUGUUAUGGGGAACUUCUUCAAACAUAGACUAGCGAACUAGCGGCUAGGGCUUAUUUUCGGGGAAAUUGGGUAUUUGUGAGACGUAAAAAUAAAAUCUAGAAAUUCAAAUCUCUUUAUCACACUACUGGGUUCCCCAAUUUUUGUCCCUUGUCAGUUAAUGCAGCUGUGCCCUUUGCACAAGGCAGUCCGCAUGGAGAAAACAGAGAGAUAAAAAUUCAAGGGCAGAUUUAUAGAAGUGUGCUCUCCUAAAGGUUGUGCAAAACUAUUAAAGGAGAAGAGUUUCCAAUGGAAUACUGCCUUUCAUGUUGUUUGCACCAUUUUUAGUAGUUUAAACUAUGGUUUAGAACAGAACAGCACACUCGAAUAACUCGCACCUGAUGUUUUUAAUUUUCCCUUCUUUUGUACAAUGAGAGUCCCAGCUGUACUUGGGCUGAACUGAAAAUUUAUAUAAUUUUAAUCAUUUUAACAAUUCAUAGGUAGUUUUCUACGUUUUUGUUGUAGUGGUGUAAUUUCCAGAGAAGUAACAGUUCCCUUUUACAUUAUUGCUACUCUGUUUAUUUUGGAACAACAAUCUAUCUACCAAUCUAGAUAUAGUGCUAUGUAAACAGUGAUCUAUCUAGAUAUAGCUCUAAUCUAUAUAUGUAUGUGUUUUGGUUCUGUAAUGAUCCAACUGCAGAAGGGGAAUUUGACAUUAUAGUCCUCCAUUAAACCCACAUAGCAUAAAGUAUUACAAUGUUCCUAAUGAUUGCUGCUUUCUUUCAUCACAGGAUCUUACUGGUUUGGAACAUAUGCUUAUAAACUGUUCCAAAACACUCCAGCUCAACAGCUCCCAGGAAAGCGUCAUUCCAGCCACACAGGAGUCCUAUUAUGACCCAAACUUGGUAACAAAUUACUUUUUAAAUUCUGUAAUCGGUUCAAGUCCCGACAUCCCCUCUCCCCCCCGAUUGUCCUCUUGAACAGUUCAGAUAAAGAAUAAAGAAGGCAAUAUAAAAUUAAAUGAAAUAAAAACAGAACCGUGUAUAUCAUAUGGCGGCACAUAGAAUCAUAGGUGGUUGAGAUAGAGGCUAAUAAUGACAGCAGAAUCGCUGUUAUGUGCCCGAAGAUUGCACAGACUGGGGAGUCCACAUUCAGCCGAUCCCUUAAAUUGGCAGAGAGAAAACUGGUAUGGUGAUGGCGAAAUGGUGGUGAGAUAAGGUCUCCCUCUAGCCCCAGGCCUGUAUGGAGGCCAGCAUCAGUGAGCCAGAGACCUUCCCGGAUCGGGAGCAAGAGAAAGCCCAGUUGUUCUGCUGCCACCAGCAGUGGGCAGUCUUCGGACAAUGUUGGUGAUGCUUCGGGGCGUACCCCUAUUGGCCUUUGUCCAAGACAGACGAUCAGCAUAUGUAGCUGAUGCAGGUAGGUAAGCUGCACCUGAAGGAGGCCUGCUAAACAUCCGGCUCCUGACCCUUUUCUACACCUACUGCAGCUGAGGCAGUGCAAGAAUUCUAUACUUCUCUAGUUCUGCCGAGACGUGUUGGCAUAUCUCGGUCAGUCGGAGGAGGAACUGCUCCAUCGUAUGAAAAUGUGCUCUAUAGGACUGGGUAGGUGCAUCAUCCGGUGGUGAAAUCACAUCCGCCAUUUUGCUUGGGCCAUCGGGUAUUAUUCGGGCACUGUGUUGAUCUACAGGAACUAGCAAAGGUGAGUGCAUCGAACCUGUGGGAUCCGGGAUAACCCCCGCCGGUCCCGAGGGGAAGUCAAUAGGACCUUUCAGAUGCAGGGUGCCUGCUAGGAAACAUCGCUACUCUUCCCAGGAGUGCGGCCGCCUCUCCAGUCGGAGUGACCCUCAAUGCCUCACUUGGACUUCCGGGGUACACAAAGGGGACACGUGUUCAAACAAGCUGAGAGUAGAAUUUUUGGCUGUUUUCAGGAGUUUAGUGAGGAGCUCCCACAAGAUGCUACGUGCCCCCUAUAUAGAUAUUAUAUUUUGAUCACUGUUAAUUUCUUUAAUUUUCUCGGAAAAACACGUUUAGAGGAAAAUUUAACAAGGCAAAAGUUGCUUAACAAGGACCAACAAAAUGUGUCUCAACAUUUAGUACUUUGUAUCCAAAAUAGCUCCCGUUUUGCUCUGAUAAAUGUGUUUGUUACCAUGCUGUAUGAUUUAUGCUAAUACAAGUUAUGUAUUGUGUGUGUUCACAGCCUCCAGUUACCAAACAUCUUGUAAUCAACUGUAAACCCGUCAUGGAGCUUAUACGUAAAACCUACAAGGACAAGAAUAAAUACAGGUAAGAUUCUAGUGAAUUUUUACUGAUCUCUUUAUCUUAAUUCACUACGGUUGUCUAUCCGGUGGUGCAAUCUAUAAUGCAUGUACUAUGUUUAUGACUUAUGGGAACUACAGUAUAUUCAACUGGUAAAAAUAAUAUUCUGGUACCUCGGAGCACAGAGUACAUGUUGAUUUCCUUUUUAAAAGUACUGAAUAUGUGCUGUAUAUUUUACAUCCUUCUGUCCUCUCCAGAUUUGAAAUUAUGGGAGAGGAAGACAUUGCCUUCAAAAUGAUUCGCACAAAUGUUUCCCAUGUAGUUGGUCAAUUAGAUGAUAUACGGAAGAAUCCCAGGUAGGUGAUACUCUAGUUAAAUGAUGUGACUAAAUAAAUUUUUUAGACCAUAGUCCUGCAUCCAUUAAAACCGGAUGUGCCUCAAAUGAUAGAUGUGUUUAGUCUUCGACUCUUGAGGUCUUUUUACUACAUUGCUACACUUAUUUAUACUACUGUACUGUACUUGCACAUAUUAGAAUUUUGAGUAAGGAGUCUAAAGUGAGACCUGAUAAAGAUUAAAGGGACACUAUAUUCACCAGGACCACUACAGCUUAAUGUAGUGGUUCCGGUGUCUAUAGCAUGUCCCUGCAGGUUUUUUAGAGAAAAGGCAGUGUUUACAUUGUUGUCUAGUAACACCUCUAGUGGCAGUCACUCGGACGGCCACUAGAGGUGAUUCCUAUUGCAGUGCUGCAGCACCUACAUUAAGCAUCUCCACGCUCUGCAUGAAGUUGCUGAAUGAUUCCCAUAGAGAUACAUUCAUUCAAUACAUCUCUUUGAGGAGAUGCUGAUUGGUCAGCACAGUGUUUUGCCGUGCUUGCGCAGUAGCCUCCCAUUCCUUUCUUAUGGUAAAGCUUUGGAUUAGUGGAAAUCAUCAAAACUGAUGCUGCAGCUGGUCCAGCCUCCAUAGCUGAGAGCAAGACCGGCACUGCGAGGGGGGAAAAGGGGAGUACAACAUAGUUCCGCUGGAUUCCAUGCCCUAGUGGAAUUCCCCCGAACAUAGACCUGCUUUCUAGCACAUGCUGUUUCCCCCGAAAUAAGACCUUUCCUGAAAAUAAUAUCUUCACUGCAAUCUGAGGGGACUCAAGGACCUAAACAGCCACUUCAGGACUAUAGUGUUAGGAAUACAUGUUUAUAAAAAAAAAAUGUGUUAUAAAAAAAAAAGUAAAAUAGUUUAAGAAUUUGAUAUAUUGUAUUAAAAUAUUUCAUACCAUGCUUAAACUGUAGAAUUUAGUCCAUAACAUACACAUAACUUUUUUUUUUUCCUUUUGGUUUUACAGGAAAUUUAUUUGUUUGAAUGAUAAUAUUAACCAUAUUCACAAAGAUGCACAGACCGUGAAGGCAGUUUUGAGGGACUUCUAUGAAUCAAUGUUUCCAAUCCCUUCUCAGUUUGAGCUUCCGCGAGAAUAUCGAAACCGUUUCCUACACAUGCACGAGUUGGAAGAAUGGUAAUUUUUUGUUUUUUUUAUCCUAAUAUUUUUUCUGAAAACUAUAAAAGAGUAACCCUAGCAUUGCUAAACUAUGGUAUAACUUGAGUUAGAGUAGUAGUACAAACAUAUAUAUAUAUUUUUUUUAUUUUUUUUUUGAGCAAAAGUACAAUGCAUUAGCAGGUAAAACAAAGAUUAAUAUUAGAACAGAUCUGUCACCUUCGGGGGAUUAGUUGAUAAUUACCUAGGAAAAUGCCUGUUGGAUGAGAAAAUAUACUUGAAGUAGCAUUGUCAUUGUCGUAGCAGUAAUGUCAUUGAUGCACUCCAGCAUAGCUGAGCGGAAUGUACAGUUUAUCCUAGCUGUCUGCAUGCACUACAAUUACCUGAUACUCUCCUAUUUCUAACUGACGAUAUGUUAAUGUGAUUUUCCUUUCAAUGUAAGAUCUAAAUCUAAUUGAGUAAGUUAGGAGAAUAAGGUGCAGAAUGAGAGGUAUUUACUUAAAUGUAUGAAUUACAAAGUAAUACAAGAAAACGUAUAUUAAAGUAACACUAUAGUGUUGGGAAUACAAAGCUGUAUUCCUAACACAAUAAGAACCUCCCGUGAUGUAAAGGGUUUAAAAUUUUUAAACAUAUUUUCCACUUACCUGGUGGCAGCGCUAGGUCGGGCUCCUUCUCCUCCGAUGUCAACAGAUGUGGGGAACCUAAAGCGCAAGCGCCACGCACGCCGUAGGCCUUCCCAAUAGAAAACCAUUGAUUCAUUGCUUUUCUACAGGGUUUUUCAACAUGCUGGACGACCUCAUACAAAGCGUGAGGACCACCAGCAUCGUUUCAUGAAGUCAAACUUCGUGAAACUACAGCAAGUGCCUUUAGGCAGAGGCAGUCUUAACAAAGAGGCAAUAUUAACACUGCAGUGUAAACAUAGCAGUUUCUCUAAAAUGGCAUUGUUUUACAUUGCAGGGUUAAAGGAACAGGGACACUGCACCCAGACCAAUUCAAUGAAAUGAUCUGAGUGUCUACAGUGUCCUUUUAAAAGUAAACCUAUUUUUAACGGAUGCCUUACUCUUGUAGAAACACUUUCUAUGUCUUUGUUGCAGUGACCGAAAGACAGUAAUAAAUCACUCUAGCUAUUGAGCUGUAUAGAGUAGAUGUAACUCAGUGCAGGCUUGGUGUGGUGAAUUCCCAUCAUACCUCUGCAUCUUUGUAUGUUUGUGUUUCCCCAAAAAAGCAUAUUCAAAUAAAAUGUUUAAUGUUUUAUUCAGGAGGAGUUACAGAGACAAGUUGAAAUUUUGGACUCACUGUGUCUUGGGAACAUUGAUUGUGUUUACAGUCCUCUCCUUUUUUGCUGAACAGGUAAUGUUUUUACACCCUAAAAUUUAUAUUUUAUACGUGAAAACCUCAAACACUUUGUUUGGUGCAACCCUGUAUUUUUUGUAAUUUUCCUUUUUUCUCCAACUCUUUCUCUCCAGUUAUAAUGGAUACACCUUACUUGGUUUUGUUCGUGGUUUCUUUCCCUCUUUAAUUUACAUUCUUCCCUUUAAUACAUUUGAAUAAACUUUAAUAUGUUGGAAUUUCUCUUAAUAAAAAAAAUUUAAUUCACUUCCCCCACCCAAAAAAACCCAUAAUAUGCUGAAAGACUCUGUCUUGAAAAACCUGAAAGGGUUAACAUUGAUUAGAAAAUGUAGAAAGGACUGCAGUUAUUUGGCAAGCCUAAAAGACUUGUACCCAAUGUUCACAUACUUUCUUUGCAUGAUGUAAUAACUUAUUAACACAUAAUGUCCUCUUUAUGCCAUUCAAAUGUUGAAAGGUAUGCCGGUGUGUUUGGCUGAGUUGCAGGUGCACCAGUUCAUAGUGUCUUAAAGCGGCACUGUCAUGCCGAACUUACCUUUCCCCAAUCGCUUCCUCUUCUCUCCAUCUGUCAGGAUCUGUUCUUCAUUUCUUCCUGUCUGCUCUAGUUUUCUUUAAAACAUAAGACAAAGUAAGGACUGUUUUGUCUUAUGGAGGUUUCCUACGCCUGACCAUAUAUGACCAGCACAGGAACAAAGUUUGCUCCAUUUCCUGUGGCCAGAGAACUUUUCCCACAAUUCUUACAUUUUCUCUGUGUUUUUUGCAAUGCCUCCUUUCUGUAUUCCCAAAUGCCAGCAAAACUACCGAAUUUCGCCCUAACAGAAUAAGAGCAGUUCCUCCAUUCAUGUCAGGACGAAAUUCGGGACUUUUGUUUAGUUCAAAACUUUAUUAGAAUUAAUGAAAUUCCGAUCCGAUCGCAGCUGCAUCUUGCAGCCGCUUAGUAGAUAGCUCUCUAAUUCCCACGGUAUUAAGGAGCUAUCUACCAAAAGGCUGAAAUACCAAGAUUGGUCUUUCAGCCAACUUUACUAAUACCAAGUAAAAGUAGAUGCCCCACCAUGGGGCCAUUUUUUAGAGUGGGGUGGUAUUUAUUUUAUUUAUUUUUUUACAACAGUGAGCAGCCACUGGAGGCAUAGCGAGUAGGGGCAUUCAGGAGAUUUUCAUUUCCCUUAUGCUAUUAUGGAGGUCAUAUUGACCCCCAUAGAGUGAGGGAGUACAUGGGGGGAUUAGGAAGUGGUGGGGAGCACUGCUCCCUGCCACUUCUAUUUUUACAUAUUACAAGGAGGGAGCUGCGUGCUGGUAGCUCCCUCCUUGUAAUAAACGAAUGAACGAAUAGAUAAAACUCCCGAUCGCAUGCCCAAGUGUUUAACUGGGCAUGCACAGGAAUUUCACAUCUGGUGUGGGCAGGUGAUGUGUCCCACAGGGCGGCGCCCGGGACCUAGGUCCGGGCAGAAUUUAAAGAUAGGGGGGCUUAGGGGCAGACUAUGAGGGCAAUUAGAUGUAGUGGAGUCGGGAGGGGGAUUAAAAAAUAAAACUGGAUUUGGCCAUGACAGUGCCGCUUUAAUGACUAAAAAUAAAAUGCUUAGAAGUAUGGAAAUAGUGAUGUAUUAUUGCAACCCCAAUGCACCGGCAAGCUGUUUUUCUUAAAUCCUUGGCCACAUCUACAAUCACUAAAAUAUGUUAUUGAGCAACUUGAGAGAUUUUUAUUGUGGUUUAAUUAAUGAUGGGAAAAUAGUGCUACCAAUGUACACAUCCAGAACACUCACAACAUUUUAGUUUAAAUGUAAACUACACUAAAGAAAAUUGUAAUAAAUCAGACUGCAACACGACAUCCCAUACAUAAGGGACCACACACUGAAAAACAAGAUAGCCAAGGGAUGUGUGAUUCUGUUUUCCAUAGUACUAUACAUAACAAGAAAGUACUGAUUUAGGAAAUUAAUGCUAUUGUUGGGUACCGGAAACAUAUUAAACCUAGAAAGCAAAUUAGAUCUGUUUGCUUGUUUACAUCAAUUACUGACGCAUGUACACUGUGAGGAGGAUGUCUAUUUAAAUAUUCAUGCCUUGGUGUGUUUUCUUUGUGCCCUAGCUGAUUGCACUAAAAAGAAAGAUUUUCCCCCGACGCAGAACUCAGAUUGGAGCGAGUCCUGAAAGAAGUAAGGUUUAAGUAAAGAGCAAUUGGAAAUGCGAUUCAGUUCUACCUCAGUUCUGGAGAAAACAGAACCACCAAAAUGUCCCAAAAGGAUGGCUUCCAAACUUGAAGCUAUAAUAGCAAAGGUGCGGGCAAAGCUCUCUGCCUGCAGGUGAUUUCCUCUUAUAAGUAUUUAUCUCAUGGCGAUAACAUCCUUCAAGCAAAUUCCACAAGAGACAUAGUUGUACUUGAAUGCAAUGUAUUUGUAAUGUUGGAAUCUAGUUAUGAGAGAACCUUCUGCUUUGGGACAGAUUGGUAAUUGAGCGUGUGACCUUUUUGAAAUCCAAACAAUUCUGAAGUGACAACAAGGCUUUUCUUAUCCUUCUGGCUCACUAAAAACCAACUACUUGUACACACGCUGUGCAGAUCGAAACAAAACUGCUCUUGUUUCAAAAUGUCAUCAAACCUGGUUACUGUGAUGUCCAUUGUGUAUCUUUUUCUACAAGAUUUUGGCAGACGUCUCACUUUUUGUGACUUGAGAUUUGUUCUAGCUUUGUUGAUAACGUCAAUACAAGUUAAGUGCCUGUGUACAGAGAAUAAGAACAUAUUGUCAGUGUUGGGAUAUAUAUUUUUACUGUAGCGAUUUGUGUAAAUAUGAUAUCAGGGUACUUUACCCAUUAUCAGGCAUCGGAUAGCAGCAGUGUUUUUUUCUUUUUCUUCAAUUUAAUGUUUUUGAAUGACAAAUGAAGGAUAUUGCCUAAGAAAAGAUUUCUUAUAAACAGAGAUUCUGCAGACCAUACUGCGAGGUUGUGCCAACACUCCAAGUCUAUUAAUUCUUUAUUGCACCUAAUGACUUUAUAGUGAAUCUAACAUGUGUAUGACAAGGUUGCCUUCUAUACAUUGUGCUUUUUCUACAAGACAGCCUCUGCAAUAUAUAAUGGCUGCAUGCUUCUCAUUGUCGGAGCUUCACUCAUUGUUUAAGAAUGGGCCAGGCAUGUCAUUAGCAUGGAAGUGGCUUACAUGCAAAAAAAAAAAUCUAAAAAAUCAAAAUCAAUUGUGGAUGAAAAUAAAUCUAUAUAUUUGCUAACAACUCGGCUAUCACGAUGUAUAGAUGGCAUUUUGUUCUGUGUAAAGUCUCCCUAUGUAACUUUUAUAUGACAUGUACACUUUAAAGCAGCUCUCUAAGUACCAUGACUAGUACAGGCUGCUGUAAUGGUUAUGACACCAGCAUGCCCAAGGCGCCAUUCCCAAAGUCUGUGUCAAACAAAUUUCAAGUAAUUUGAAGAAACCAAGGCUCUCCUGGGCAACAUGGCCAGGCUCCUUGUUGGACAUACUGCUAUUGUGGAAGUUCUACUUUAAUAUUCGCAAUCUUAAUUUUGUCCAUAUUUGGAUUGACUAAUUUCUUCUUAUAUAGCAGAGGGGUUGGUGUGGCACCUUUGUAAUUCCUCAGAUGUAUAUGCAAAAAAUAGAAGACAGAAGAAAAGAGCUGAUAGUGUAGAAUAUUUUUGUAUUCUUUGGAGAGAUGUAAUCCGUAAGAUGUACACUUACACUUUUCUGGAGCUUCAAUUCAGCUCUAACAAGUGCUUGAGCUUGAAGCUCCAGAAAAGUGCAAGUGUACAUCUUGCUGAUUACAUCUCUCCAAAGAAUACAAAAAUAUACUACACUAUCAGCUCUUUUCUUCUUUGUGUCUGUCUUGUAUUUUUAGCAUAUAAAUCUGAGGAAUUACAAAGGCCCCACACAAACUCCUCUGCAAUAUUUGACUCUGACUUGUAUCGGGUAAGAGAAACACCGGAUUUAGGUGUUAGGCUGCCCCAGUGAACUGUACCAGUAUCUACAAGCGCUGAAUUACCUCUUCCUUAAUUCCUUUUCAUACCUCAUGUAGCUUGACAAUAGGAAUCUGGGUAACUGGUAUAUGCUUCGGGGCCAUCUGGCGAAGACAUUGCAGCUUCUAUGAUAAGUCAUAAGCGGAGUCUCUUUCUUUGCUCGAAGUUUCUUCAGCUGGCAUGCCCAACCUAUGAAUGUCAUUCAAAUUUGGACAAAACUCCACAAAAUACAGAAGUGUAACGUCCAUAGUAGCGAUAUGCUUAUGUGACGUUCCAGGCCAUGGUGCUUAAGAGAAAAAAGUUUAGCACAGCACCUAGUAAGAGUGCCAGGGGCAUGCAUGCUGGCUCAAUAGCCACUGCAUCCGGCUAUAGUGGUUAUGGUACUUAGAGUGCCUUUAAGGUCACUGUGUAAAUCCUUCAGGAUAAAUAAGGAACUCAUACAUUAAGUCAUUGUGUUUUUUUUUUUAUUUAUAAUUUAUAUCACUAACCUAUCUCUGUUGAUCAGUGAUGAGGGAAGUAAUGUUAUUUUAAAUAUAUGAAUGUACAUUAAUUGUAAUAAUGACAAGUCUGUUUCUUGAUUAAACACUGUUUGGAUGCUACUGAGUUCUAUGAAUUACAAAAUUGUGUCUGUGAACAAUUGUUUGCUUUGCUACAUAUAAUUUUUUACACUGCCAAUAUAGGAUUUUUUUUUUUUUAACAUGAAAUGUUUGCUUGGACAGUUAAUAUAAUUAUGCUACUUUAUCAUUUUUAGUCUGUAACUAUUGUACGGUGUGGGUUAAUUGUUACCCACAUCAUUAUUAACCUAACAAGUGUCACAAAAUCCAAUUUGACAAGCUAUUUCCACUGCACAUAUAACAGAGUGUUUUAAUUAAUGCUGGGUUUUUGGGGGGUUUUUUGGGCAGGGGGAGGGAUUUACAAGAUAUCAAUGCUUUUAGUUUUUUUCCCCAUUGUCUUUUUAUAGAAGCAAUGAUUAUUUCCUUUUCACUUUCUCUAAGCUAUGCUAUGUAUGUUACAAGUACUUGAACUUGCGCUUCCAUAAGCUUAUUUUUGUUAUGCGAAUGUCGCAUAUCAUUGUGUAUUUUGUUGCUUUCAUUGUAACUCAAUCAAAAAUAAAUAAUGAAUGUUUCAACUUUUAACGACUUAUUUCCCCCAAUUUAAUUUGGUAGUGGCUGGCUUUAAAACUUUUUGUAUCAGAUUCACUCCAGAAAAAAAACUGAACUUCAUGGAUCAAUUCUCAUAUUUUACAGCACUGCUAAA